UCGACGGCUGAUGCUCUCUGGACAUCCUCCCAUUAUCUGAUUGAAUCCAAACAAUUCAAGUGCUUCUUCUUCUACCCCACACAUCAUGAAGGGUAUGCAUACCCCUCACUGCUGCUUCCCCCCUCCCCGCUCACCACUGACCACCUUCCAGCUUUAAUUCUUGUCGGAGGGUUCGGAACCCGUCUGCGUCCUCUGACUCUCACCCUCCCUAAACCCCUCGUCGAGUUCGGUAACCGACCUAUGAUCCUGCACCAAGUUGAGAGCUUGGCUGCUGCGGGUGUCACCGAUAUCGUUCUCGCUGUCAAUUACCGCCCCGAUGUCAUGGUCGCUGCCCUUAAGAAGUACGAGGAGCAAUACGGUGUCAACAUUGAGUUCUCCGUCGAGUCGGAACCGCUGGGUACGGCUGGUCCGCUCAAGCUGGCAGAGAAGAUCCUCGGAAAGGAUGACUCGCCAUUUUUCGUUCUCAACUCCGAUGUCAUCUGUGACUACCCCUUUAAGGAACUAGCCGACUUCCACAAGGCCCACGGCGACGAGGGCACCAUUGUGGUGACCAAGGUUGACGAGCCCUCUAAGUACGGUGUCGUCGUCCACAAGCCCAACCACCCCUCCCGCAUCGACCGUUUCGUUGAGAAGCCCGUUGAGUUCGUCGGAAACCGCAUCAAUGCCGGUAUCUACAUCCUGAACCCCAGUGUGCUCAACCGCAUUGAGCUCCGCCCGACUUCGAUUGAACAGGAGACUUUCCCCGCGAUCUGCAAGGAUGGCCAGCUCCACUCAUUUGACCUCGAGAGCUUCUGGAUGGAUGUCGGCCAGCCUAAAGACUUCCUUACUGGUACCUGCCUGUACCUCAGCUCCCUGGCCAAGCGCAACCCCAAGCAGCUCGCCUCCAACUCCGAGCCCUACGUCCACGGCGGAAACGUCAUGGUCGACCCGUCAGCCAAGAUUGGCAACAACUGCCGCAUUGGCCCUAAUGUCGUGAUUGGCCCUAAUGUCGUGAUCGGGGAUGGCGUUCGUCUCCAGCGCUGUGUUGUGAUGGAGAACAGCAAGGUCAAGGACCAUGCUUGGAUCAAGUCUACCAUUGUGGGUUGGAACAGCUCCGUCGGUCGCUGGGCUCGUCUCGAGAACGUCACCGUUCUGGGAGACGAUGUGACCAUCGCCGAUGAGGUAUACGUCAACGGUGGCUCUAUUCUGCCACACAAGAGUAUCAAGCAGAAUAUUGAUGUUCCUGCGAUUAUCAUGUAA
Molecule: messenger RNA, 1239 nt
Organism: Penicillium argentinense
Lineage: Eukaryota; Fungi; Ascomycota; Eurotiomycetes; Eurotiales; Aspergillaceae
Product: mannose-1-phosphate guanyltransferase
Exons: 3
Biological process (GO): GDP-mannose biosynthetic process; cell wall mannoprotein biosynthetic process
Cellular component (GO): cytoplasm
Molecular function (GO): mannose-1-phosphate guanylyltransferase (GTP) activity; GTP binding
Source: RefSeq, a predicted model, not a curated record